CGAAGACCAGGAGAGAGAACAAGAUCAACAACGCCUCCAGCUCGGUCACCAGAGAGGACAUCUGCGCCUCAAAACCUCAGAAAACCGGGCCGUUCCCCCUCAAAGCAGGGUGAGGUGGAGCACCCUGUUGGUUAGUUACCCAGUUGUCAUGACGACCUCACAACCCCACCAUCUCUGGAGCUGUCCUCGCGUUGCCGCGGUGAAGCGAUCCGGUCCUGAACUCCGCUCCUCUCGAUGAUCCGCAUCGGGCCGAUAAAGGAGAGCGAGAGCCGGCCGUGGCUGGGGGGGCGGAUCGCACGCGGGGCCGCGGGUCGGACGGGGAUGCUGUAGGAGAAGCGGCGUUGCCUGGAAACAGCGGCAUGCCAACGCAACAGAUAACUGUGGUUCCGGCCAAGGAGACGGCCGGCAGCGGCAGGAGUGCUGCCCGCUCCAAAGACAAGGCGGAGCGGAAGAAGGCCUCCGGGCGCUCGGGGAGUCGAUCCAGCAACAUUUCCAAGGCCAGCAACUCUACAACAGGAAUAACUACAGCCUCAAGAACGUCCAUCACCACGUCUUCUCAGGACAUAUGCAGUCUGAGCCCCCUGACCCCUCUAGAGGAGGAUGUUUCUGAAUCGCGGAAAAACAUCAAGCUCAAGCCCGCCCCGGAGACGCCCGCCCCCGGCGCCGCUCCAGAGAAGAAGCAGGUGAAGCGCCGCCACCGCCGCAAGAAGAGCGGCUGUCCCGCCGCCGCCGCCUGCGUGGAGGCCAACGGCAAACUGGAGCAGAGCGACCGCAGCCUCAGCUCGGACCGCGGCGAGCCCGGGGAGAAGAGGGAGCGCUGCGCCAAGAACCGGCGCGAGCCACCGCCUCCGCGGUCAGACUCCACCUCCGACGACGAGGCGUGGCGCGAGGCCCGCAGCUGGAGCAAAGAGAAGGCCCGGAGAGUGCGGCGCCGCAGCGGCAGCAGCCGGGAGAGGGAGGCGGCGAGCGGGGGCAAAGGAGGGGACGACAAAGCCGAGGUGGUGGAGCUGCGGUCGCUGGGCUCGGACCACGGGAAGGAGGACGGCGGCGGCCUCAAGAAGCGCCACAGUGGCGGCGGAUCCAUCAAGAGGGACGCGCGCACUCCGCAAGCGGAAGGCCCCCGCGACCGGGACCAGGAGAAGAGCCACAAGUCCGGAGGAAGCUCCUCGAUGGCGGAGGACGGCGAGGCGCUCAUCACCAGGAGCUACCAGGAAAGGGGGUCCGGGGGCGGGGACAUGGCCGUUCCCUCGCCGCAGAAAGACUGCGGGGCGAACGGAGGCGCGGUGCGGCAGUACUCAGAUGACUCCGAGAUGGAGGCCUGCAGGAUCUGCCACUGUGAGGGGGACGACGAGUGCCCACUGAUAAUGCCGUGCCGUUGCACUGGGAGCCUGAUUUUCGUCCACCAGACGUGUCUCAACCAGUGGAUCAAAUCCUCGGACACUCGCUGCUGCGAGCUCUGCAAGUUCGACUUCGUCAUGGAGACGAAGCUCAAACCUUUACGCAACUGGGAGAGGCUAAACAUGACGACGGCGGAGAGGAGGAAGAUCUUCUGCUCGGUGUUGUUUCACCUGAUAGCGUUGCUGUGUAUGUCGUGUUCAGUCUACGUUCUGGCCAGGAGAACCGAAGAAGAGAUCCGACUUGGGAAGAGCGAGUUUCGGAGAAUUGCUCUACUGAAAUACUAUACGCAUGAUGGUGUGCUGGAGUGGCCCUUCUGGACCAAGCUGGUCCUGGUGGCCAUCAGCCUCACGGGCGGCCUCAUCUUCAUGUACAUCCAGUGUAAAAUCUACCUGCAGCUGUGGCGCCGCCUCAAGGCCUUCAACCGCAUCAUCACCGUGCAGAACUGCCCCGAGAAAGAACUGCACGUCCCUCAGGCCCGGAACAGCACGCUGACCAACGGCAGGCACGAGACCGCGGAGGCCCCGGCUCCCGUCCCGGCCCCGGAGGCGCAGGCGGACUCGGACACGUCGGUGGAGGCCGCGGUGGCGCCGGCGCAAAGCCCCGUCUGAGCACAUCCCGGUCGCCACAACAACACAAGCCGGCGUGGACUCGUGCAACGUGCGAGUGGUUCUCCUCUCAGCGGUGGUUACCGAUGAUCCGAUGUCCUUCAUUGGUCUCGGGAAAGUUUGUAAAGACUGUAGUUAUGUAACAUAUUUAGUUUUACUCCCACAUGCACUUUCUCAAACCGCACUGACGAAGUUAAGAGUUGUGUACACGCUCAAGGGGCUUUUAAAGGGUGUCAGUAUGUUCCAAACAAGAGAUGUUAACAAAUAACCGUUUAACUCUUUAAGAUAUUACAUCGUAUUACGUGUCAUUUAUCCAGAGCGACUUGCAUUGCAUUCUAACGCAUGGUUUUACAUUUUUAACCCAUCCGCCCUCAUGCACACAGGAGUAGUGUCUGGCUCUAACUACUCUACUCCAUGCGCCACCCCUAUACAACAUUUAUUGAGAAAUGGUAGCAGUUAAACCGUUUAAAUAGAUUUUGAGUAUGCUCAAGAGGAGCAGCUUUUCACUUGAAGGCUGAUCCUCACAGGCCAGACUACUAGCGCCCUACGGGUCAGCUGCUCAUGCCAUUCGGUUUCACCACAUUUGGUGUCUGACAGUUGAUGGUAAAAUUGUUUGAUGCACUGAGAUAUUUUUGUAUUACUGUUAGACUGCGUAAUCAGCACUUAAACAAGACCUUCAAGGCUGGGGAAGGUCUUCGGUGGUCCUGCACCUUCUGCACCAGUUCCCCAUCAAGGAAUCGAUCGCUGCAGUUCGCUAUACUCACCAGUUUGAACACACCUAUCCGCUCAAAAUAGCAGCCGCGAGUCAGGAAGAACGCAGAUGCAGACACAGCUCCGUUGUCAUAGAGACGGGUUUUCAUGGCGUCAUUUGCACACUUGGUCAAGCAUUCUCUAAAGUGACCAAACACAGAAUAGAAGGAUUCGGAUGAUGAUCAGACAAACCGGCUCUUAAGUUCGAAUCAUACUGAGGCCUGAGCUCAGUUUCAGGUUUUCAGAAAACCAAAGAGUAAACACAAGUAAGGAAAGAGGUAUUUAGCUCAAGCUGAAUUCUGAAAAAUGUCAAGAUUAAUUUAUUAGUGUAGGUUAGAAUAAUACUUAUUUUAAAAUAGCAAAUCUAAAGUAUCCCAAAAUAUUUUUUUCAACAGUUUGCAGCUUCACACAGUUGUGUUAUAUAACAUUUAUGUCACUUUGUUAAUGGUUGCCAUCCAACCACUGAGCGGUCAGUCUAAAAAAGCAACUGUUUACACAGUGUCAUUUUUCUAAAGGUGAUAUUUGGGUUUUUUAAUCAGCGUCACAGAAAACUUCUGUCUUGUAGCCACCACGACAUAAAGCACGCAACCUUUGUUUGUAUCUCCGAUUUGGUGAAAGGGAGUGUUUCAGUUACAUACAAUUCAUAUUUGUUUGUGCAAUAAAAAAAUGAAUGUAGAACCCCUUUA
Molecule: messenger RNA, 3439 nt
Organism: Pungitius pungitius (ninespine stickleback)
Lineage: Eukaryota; Metazoa; Chordata; Actinopteri; Perciformes; Gasterosteidae
Gene: marchf1
Product: membrane-associated ring finger (C3HC4) 1
Exons: 9
Coding region: 360-2006 (548 amino acids)
Biological process (GO): immune response; antigen processing and presentation of peptide antigen via MHC class II; protein polyubiquitination
Cellular component (GO): early endosome membrane; late endosome membrane; lysosome
Molecular function (GO): MHC protein binding; zinc ion binding; ubiquitin protein ligase activity
Source: RefSeq, a predicted model, not a curated record